Messenger RNA from Lineus longissimus, 1407 nucleotides. RefSeq names its product SWI/SNF-related matrix-associated actin-dependent regulator of chromatin subfamily B member 1-A-like. Gene Ontology annotation, biological process: chromatin remodeling; positive regulation of pseudohyphal growth by positive regulation of transcription from RNA polymerase II promoter. The coding region runs from base 1 to 1164 and encodes 387 amino acids. NCBI's taxonomy places the organism in Eukaryota, Metazoa, Nemertea, Pilidiophora, Heteronemertea, Lineidae. Gene Ontology annotation, cellular component: brahma complex; nucleus; nuclear chromosome. The record is from RefSeq and is a predicted model, not a curated record. Gene Ontology annotation, molecular function: transcription coactivator activity. The transcript is spliced from 10 exons.
AUGGCGACGGCUCCGACAGUUCCAGAUUCGCCGGCUCCGGAAACAAAGCCUGGUGGAAUCAAAACAUACGGAGAAAAACCAAGAAGAAUACAAAUAGAGAAGGACAAGGAAUGGUACUACAUUGGAUCAGAAGUCGGCAAUUACCUUCAGAUGUUUAGGGGCUCCCUCUAUCGGAGGUACCCGGCACUUUGGAGACGUUUAGCAACUAUUGAUGACAGGAAAAAGAUUUGUGAUCUUGCUGGUUUUGGUCAACACACACUUGCUACAAACAUCACCCUGCUCAAGGCAGCUGAAGUAGAUGAAAUAUUUGAAGGCAAUGAUGAUAAAUAUAAAGCUGUAUCGAUUGGCCAAGAGACCGCCGCACAGAGAGAGGGUAUCAAAACAAAACGAGGAAGUAGCUGGGUGCCGACCGUACCAAGCAGUUCUCAUCACCUCGAUGCUGUACCUUGUUCAACUCCAAUCAAUAGGAACAGAUCAGGAAAGAAGAUACGCACAUUCCCUCUCUGCUUUGACGACAAUGACCCAGCCCCUAUCCACGAGAAUGCUGGUCAGCCUGAGGUGCUCGUCCCCAUACGCCUAGAUAUGGAACUCGAUGGACAGAAACUGAGAGACUGUUUCACAUGGAAUAAGAAUGAGCAACUGAUAUCAAUGGAGCAGUUUGCAGAGAUCUUGUGUGAUGACCUUGACCUAAACCCUGUAGCCUUUGUACCUGCCAUCGCACAGGCUAUGAGACAACAGGUCGAUGCCUUCCCCACGGACAACAUUCUCGAGGAACAAUCGGACCAGAGGGUGAUUUUAAAGCUAAAUAUCCAUGUCGGCAACAUCUCGCUGGUCGAUCAGUUUGAAUGGGACAUGUCAGAUAAAGAUAAUAGUCCAGAGGAUUUCGCUACUAAAUUAUGUGCAGAAUUAGGGCUUGGUGGGGAAUUCGUGACAUCAAUUGCCUACAGCAUCCGGGGACAGCUGAGCUGGCAUCAGAGGACAUAUGCUUUUAGUGAGGCACCACUGCCUACAGUUGAGCUCGCCAUUCGUAAUCAGAAUGAAGCUGACACCUGGUGUCCAUUCUUGGAAACAUUAACAGACCAAGAGAUGGAGAAGAAGAUUAGAGAUCAAGACAGAAACACACGACGAAUGCGUCGUUUGGCGAACACUGCUCCAGCAUGGUGAGAAGAUGAAUCGCUACAGUUCAAUCACUGCCACACCAUGGAAACGUUCAAUGGAGACGGAUUCAAAUGUUUGGACUGUUUUCUCUUAGGAUUACUCUAGUUAGUACAUUGUGAAACAGACUGAACAUUCUCCUGUACACUGGUAGAUUUCUUCCCCUGUACUGGUAUAUUUAUUAUUGUAAUGAUUGAUUUUGGACAUUAUCAUAUAUCGUAUAAAAUCAAUAAAUAUUUGUAUAGAAACUUA